CCCCGCGUCCUGGCAGGAGGGUGCCAGGCCCCGGCCGGCCUAGGCGGGGCCCCUGGGGCCUGGGGCGGCGGGUCGGGCCGCACGACCCCCGUCCUCUCGGCCCGGCCGGUGCCCGAGUGCGGGGAGGCGGCCCCGCGGUGCCCGUUCUUGAUCCCUCGCGGCCGGGGCCGGGGCCGGCGACCCUCGUGGGCAGCCCCUCUCCCAGCCGCGGCCUGUUGGGGCCCGCGGCUGCGGCGGGCGGAGGCGGGCACCGCGCCCGGGGGUGCCGAGAGCGCCUGGGGCCCCCGCUGAGUCACCGGCCCGGCCCGGGAGAGCGCUGCCCCCCCGCGGGUGCCGGUGGAUGCUCCGGGGGUCCGGGGACUGACGGACGGGAGCCCCGGGGGGCUGCACACGCCCUGUAGCCACCUGUCCCCACCGAGCAGGGGCUCCGGGUGGCCGGCAGGCCGUGCCCAGCCGCUCCUGCCCUCCCCCUGGCCCCCCACCUGCCCGCCCUGCUCGUUGGGAGCCGCUGCGACCCCACAGAACUCCCAAGAAGAAGAGGGGCCAAGCGCCUAGAGAGAGAGAGAUGCUUUCUUCACGUGUCGAAAAAAUGCCCUCCUGGCGAAGAGCGCGGCCCCCCAGGUAGAGGGCGACUUUGCCAUGGCCCCUCGGGGCCCUGACCAGGAGGAGUGUGAGGGCCUGCUGCAGCAGUGGCGGGAAGAGGGGUCAAGCCAGGUGCCGUCAGCCGUGAACGAGGGGCCCCUGGCGGACAAGGGCCUCGCCCAGAGCAGCCUGGCCCUCCUGAUGGAUGACCCUGGAGAACAGGAUGCCGCGUCAGAGGACAAGUGGCCCAGCAGGCAGCUGAGCGACCUGCGGGCAGCCGAGAACCUGGAGGAGCCUUUCCCCGAGGGGCUGGGAGAGGACCCCCUGCCGGAAGUGGAGGGCCCCGUGUGGGCGGCGGUGCCCAUGCAGGCGGCCCCCCAGUACGCAGACUGUGCUGUCCUCCCGAUGGGAGCCCUGGCCGCAGAGCAGUGGGAAGAGGACCCCGCGGUGGUGGCCUGGAACAUGGCAGCCGAGCCUCUCCCCCAAGGAGAGGCUCCCGUCUGGCCCUUCGAGGGCCUGGGGCAGCUGCAGCCUCCCCCAAUGGAAAUCCCGUAUCACGAAAUCCUGUGGCGAGAAUGGGAGGAUUUCUCCACUCAGCCAGACGCCCAGGGCCUGGAGGCAGGGGACGGCCCUCAGUUCCAGUUCACGCUCAUGUCUUACAACAUCCUGGCCCAGGACCUGAUGCAGCAGAGCUCGGAGCUGUAUCUGCACUGCCACCCGGACAUCCUAAACUGGAACUACCGCUUUGCGAACCUCAUGCAGGAAUUCCAGCACUGGGACCCCGAUAUCCUGUGUCUCCAGGAAGUCCAGGAAGAUCACUACUGGGAGCAGCUGGAACCUUCUCUGCGCAUGAUGGGCUUCACCUGUUUCUAUAAGAGGAGGACCGGGUGUAAGACAGACGGCUGUGCUGUCUGCUACAAGCCCACGAGAUUCCGCCUGCUCUGCGCCAGCCCAGUGGAGUACUUCCGGCCGGGCUUGGAGCUCCUCAACCGGGACAACGUGGGCUUAGUCUUGCUGCUGCAGCCGCUCGUCCCGGAAGGCCUGGGACAGGUCUCGGUGGCCCCGCUGUGUGUGGCAAAUACCCACGUCUUGUACAACCCUCGCCGGGGCGACGUCAAGCUGGCCCAGAUGGCCAUUCUCUUGGCCGAAGUCGACAAGGUGGCCAGGUUGUCCGACGGCAGCCACUGCCCCAUCAUCUUGUGUGGGGACCUGAACUCUGUCCCCGAGUCGCCGCUCUACAACUUCAUCAGGGACGGAGAGCUCCAGUACCACGGGAUGCCGGCCUGGAAGGUAUCGGGACAGGAGGACUUCUCCCAUCAGCUGUACCAGAGGAAGCUGCAGGCCCCGCUGUGGCCCAGCUCCCUGGGCAUCACUGAUUGCUGUCAGUAUAUUUCCUCCUGUCACCCCAAGAGAUCAGAGAGACGUAAAUAUGGCCGGGACUUCCUGCUACGUUUCCGCUUCUGCAGCGUUGCUUGUCAGCGACCAAUAGGGCUGGUUCUCAUGGAAGGAGUGACAGAUACUAAGCCAGAGCGACCUGUUGGCUGGGCCGAGUCCAUCCUGGAGGAGGACAUGUCCGUCCCUGAGCCCGUCUUCCCCAGGACUGUGGGCACCAUCCAGCACUGUCUUCACCUGACCUCGGUGUAUACCCAUUUCCUGCCCCAGCAUGGCCGCCCAGAGGUCACCACAAUGCCCUUGGGCCUUGGAACAACAGUGGAUUACAUCUUCUUCUCCGCUGAGUCUUGUGAGAAUGGGAACAGGACUGACCACAGGCUCUACCGGGACGGAACGCUCAAGCUCCUCGGCCGUCUCUCCCUCCUCUCCGAGGAGAUCCUCUGGGCUGCCAACGGCCUACCCAACCCCUUCUGCUCCUCCGACCAUCUCUGCCUGCUGGCCAGCUUCGGAAUGGAGGUCACGGCGCCGUGACGGGACCCCCCCGGGGGAAGCGAGCCCACCGAGUCAGAGACUGGAAAUCCCCUGCGCUUCUGGAGACUUAGAGCCGAGAAACUUAUGUCCCGUUCCCCCCCACCCCCCACCCCCAACCCCUUGUUCCCUCCCCCCCUCCGGUUUAGGUUUGCUCCGGGCCUGUCCGCGUUCUCUGCCUGUGGUCCCUGCCCCGCCCCAGCCUCUUCCUUAUCCUGUGCCGCGUCACUCGGUGGCCCCGGGAGAGGCAGAAGGGGGGCUUCCCCCUUCCUCCCAUGUAUCCAGCGCCCCCCCUUGAUUGUUAAUGACCAGGGUUGUGGGAGCUAUUGAUCUCAUUGGUUGUUUGCUUUCAGGCUGUUUCUUGGUACCUUCUGACCCGACUUCCUCCCUGCCUCCUUGACUCCUGGGCCCCCCUCCCCCCAUUGCCAGGCGCACGCUCACGGGAGGUCCUCUCGGGCCUGGACCAGCCUGUGUGGCCGUGCCCGCCUUACUCAAGGGCCUGGGGGAAUGUCUGCAGCCAGGGCGGUGGCCGGGGGCCGGCCCUCCUCUCCAUACCCUCUCUCCUAGGCACGCGUCAUGCUGGCCAGGGCCGCGUCAUUGUCUGGGCUCCGGGACCCAGUGGUCUUCGCAGCCGGGAGCAGCAGAUCUGGGGACCCGCCUCCUGCUGUAGCAGCCCCCGAGCCUCUCACCCAGCACCCAGAGCCCCCCCACAAGGCCUGCAGGCUUCCCCUAGCCUCGUCCCUUUCCCAGACUUCCCAGAGAGACCACUCAGACGCCCUCCGUGGGACUCGGCGGGUGGGUGGGGUGGGGGGCUGGGGUGGAAGGGAUCAGUUUAAAGCUUAGAGGCCUUCGAGAGCGGAGAGGCGGAAACUUCUGGCUGGCCGCUGGCUGUCCUGCCUCGCCAGACGCCGCCCGCAGCCUGCAGAGCUGGGAUGGGGCGGCGCGCCGGGGCCUCGCCCUCUCUCCUCUCACACCACGAGUUUGCUGUGCCUUUCUCCUGCCCUGUUUGACUGUUUGCUGCCUCCUCCCCGCCCCCUCCCGCUUUUUCCAGGAAAGCCUGGAGGUUUGCUCAGGCCAGACCAUCUCAGCAGAAAGGUGGCUUUGAGCAAAACUGGGGGUCCCAGGGUCGGGGGGUGCCUGAGGAUGGGCUGCUGAGGGAGGCCUCUGCACCCCCUCUCCUAGCACGGGGCAGCUGCAGCCCAUUCGGGGGGCCUCUGGCCCACAGUGUCAUACCUGCAUGCCUCGAUCUCUCCUUGCUGGGGUGUGUCUGGGCCACUCCUCCCCACGCCCCCCCCAACUCAGGGUAGCUACCAGCCCUCGGGAGACCUGACUUACAGUUGCCCCACUCUGGGCUUCCAGGGGACUGAAGGGCUGGCCUCGAGGCUGCAGUGAGGCGAAUGUUCCCUCCUUUGGAAGCCACAGACCCAGCCUGAAUUCUGCUGCUGCAUUCACGGUUACCAGCUUUCUCUGCCUAGGUUCUGGGGAACUGACCCAUGCAUGUCUGUUUUAAACACUGUUUCCUGGGCACGGGGCACGCGCCUGUCUGAGCCCCAGGCCUGUCUGUCCACGGCCCCACUGUUCACUGUUCUCCCCCAGCACCUCCUGAGACAGUUUCAGGACAGUGCCCUGUUGGUUGAUAGGACGAUGGCCCAUUGCUGUUCUCUGCUCCCGAAACGCAGUUUACAACCAGCCGAGGACAGCAGAGGGCAGGAGUGAGAGAGCCAAGUUUUUUCCCUUGUUAUUUGUUUCGGAAAUGAAAUGGGGGUUUUACAUGGCCAUUUAAACUCUCUUCCAAAUAAAGGUUUACC
This is a messenger RNA of Sorex araneus (European shrew), 4310 nucleotides long. RefSeq names its product angel homolog 1 (gene ANGEL1). The transcript has 10 exons. Gene Ontology annotation, molecular function: 3'-5'-RNA exonuclease activity. The record is from RefSeq and is a predicted model, not a curated record. NCBI's taxonomy places the organism in Eukaryota, Metazoa, Chordata, Mammalia, Eulipotyphla, Soricidae. The coding region runs from base 640 to 2505 and encodes 621 amino acids.